Symbiodinium sp. CCMP2456 is the source of this 1863-nucleotide messenger RNA. The record is from the annotation of a GenBank genome assembly. NCBI's taxonomy places the organism in Eukaryota, Dinophyceae, Suessiales, Symbiodiniaceae.
AUGUCUGAUCCAGAAUCGGCCUUUCUGGUAGAGCUCUGGACAGGCAGCGGCACUUUGCCCGCAGCCGCGCACAAGGCAGGCUUCGCGUCCGCAGCCAUAGACCCCGCGGGUAAGUGCUUCAAGGCCAAGUCGGUAGCUUUGGACCCCGAGGUGCCCGAGGACAUGGCCCUCAUCUUCGACCUGCUGCAACAGCCGGGCAACAAGUGGUGCCAUGUCAACCUGCCCCGCCAGACGGUGGCCCGAAAAAGCUUUCGUGCAGGUGAUGCGGUGGCACGGCUCUUGCGCGACAUGGACUCUCGCGGGGGGCUGUGGUCGGUCUGGAUGAUGGAAUGGGGCGCCAAGUGGUGCAACGGGAAACUUCGGGCCACGAUAGCCUCCGCCAGUACCAUCCAAGUGGAUUGCUGUAUGUGGGGCGGAUCGGAUAAACGCCGCAUGGUGCUGGCCAGCAACAGGCAGUGGUUCCUUCGCCUGGCCCGUACCUGCGACGGCUCUCACGAGCACUACAGGCCCAAGCCGGCUCCCGGACAGGCGCGGGCUGAGUGGCCCCCGGCCCUGGCACCGGCGGCGGUGGCUUGCGUCGUGAACCAGAUGCCGGAAGCCUGCAGCGUGCGACACGCCAGCGAGGACAGGAACAAGUGUUCGCCGUUUGCAGCGACUCUUUCCCCCCUGCCGGGUGGAGUCCGCCCUUGGCCGAAAGGCACCGUGCUCAAGAGCAUCAACUCGACCUUCACGGAGGCCAAGCUGGCGGUGCCAAUAAGCGCGCCCGAGUGGUGCCUGCGCGCCAGCCGCCUCGUGGCGCCCGAGGGUAUGGAGGCAGCGUUGCCGUCGGAUCUUCUGCACUGCGUUGAGCAAGAGACCACCCAAACGGUUUUCGACUUAAGUAAAAUCCGGGUGGCGAAGUUGCGGGCUCUGCUGCAGGACCUCGCGGCCGGGCACGCAGAAGAGCAGGCCCUUCCGGACACGCUCCCAGCGGAAGUGGCACGGGUGACGGCGGGCAAGUGCACCGUGGCCCUCAAGAAGACGCUGGAACGGCUCGGGCACCGAGACAGUCGCUGCGCGGACGAAAUCCGCGAAGGAUUCCCCCUGGUGGGUUGGCUGCCGCCUAGCGGACUGUGGAAGAUGGACCUGAAACCACCGGUGGUUCCGCCCUGCGUGCUGCUGGCCCACCAGAAACGAUUGACCGAGAAGUCGCGCGAGGCAGCGCUCCACAGUGCCGGCGCCCACCUGGCGCCGCAGGUUUGGCGCGAGACCAGCGCUGAAGAGAGCAAGGGGUGGCUGAGCCUGAUAUGCAAGGAGGAGGCCCGAGUAGUGUCUCCUCGUUUCGGCAUCACUCAAAAGAACAAGAUUCGAGUGAUAGACAAUUUCAAAGCGAGCCUGGUGAACGCGGCUUGCGGCACCACAGAGAAAAUCCAAGUGGAUGGAGUAGACCGAGUGAUCUCUUUGUGCAGGGCCUUGCUGCGCGCGAAGCCCUCCAGCCAACGGAGAAUCGUAGGCAGAACGUGGGAUCUGCAAAGUGCAUACAAGCAACUCGCGGUGCGCGAUGCCGAUAAGGCGUUCGCGCACAUUUGUCUUCGUGACGAGGAAGGCGCCCUCCGUUUCGCCCAGCUGCACGCACUCCCUUUUGGCAGCGUGGCGAGUGUCCACCCUUUCCUGAGAUGCAGCGAAGCCAUCAAGUGUGUGGCUCGUCGCGCCCUGCUGCUGGCAAUCACGAGCUUCUUCGAUGACUUCACCGUAGUGACUUCAAGUGAAGCUGCCGCGCUCGUGUCCCAGCUAGUGGAAUCGUUAUUUCGUGCUUUGGGCUGGACGGUCGCCACGGACGCGAAGAAUAACUCGCCUUUCAGCGAGAAGUUCUCAGCACCUUAG